This is a messenger RNA of Capronia epimyces CBS 606.96, 1362 nucleotides long. RefSeq lists its product as uncharacterized. Gene Ontology annotation, biological process: ribosomal large subunit assembly; rRNA processing. Gene Ontology annotation, cellular component: preribosome, large subunit precursor. The transcript has 2 exons. The coding region runs from base 1 to 1362 and encodes 453 amino acids. NCBI's taxonomy places the organism in Eukaryota, Fungi, Ascomycota, Eurotiomycetes, Chaetothyriales, Herpotrichiellaceae. Gene Ontology annotation, molecular function: rRNA binding. The record is from RefSeq and is a predicted model, not a curated record.
AUGGCCAAGCCGAGGAAGAAGAGAAGGACACAUGUCCCCCGUGAUGAUGCACCAGGGAAGCCAGGUCAAGGAAGCCGUCGCCCAAAAAGCAUGGUUAUCCGAAUGGGCGCUGGCGACGUCGGCCCCAGUGUCACCCAGCUGGCCAGAGAUUUUCGGACUGUGAUGGAACCGGACACUGCGAGCAGGCUGAGGGAACGGCGAGCGAACAAACUGAAAGAUUACACCGCCAUGGCUGGCCCUCUGGGGGUAACGCACCUUUUCCUCUUUUCACGAUCCAAGACCGGCAACGUCCAUCUCAGGGUUGCAUUGGCACCUCGGGGCCCGACCCUGACCUUCAGAAUCGAGCGGUACGCCCUGUGCAAAGAUAUAGCCAAAGCUCAGAAGCAUCCUCGCGGAGGAGGGAAAGAAUACUUGAAUGCUCCCUUAUUAGUCAUGAACAACUUUACCUCGCAGGCCGCGGGCGAGCCCAACGCAGAUCCGAUCAAAAAACAACUCGAGACCCUGACUACCACCGUCUUUCAGGGCAUCUUCCCACCCAUCAGCCCACAGACGACAUCGUUGAACUCAAUCAAGCGAAUCCUGCUUUUAAACCGAGAAACUCAAGCAGACGGAACGUAUGUAAUCAGCCUGCGACACUACGCCAUCACAACUCGCAAAGCAGGCGUGUCGAAACGAGUCCGGAGGUUUGAUCCGAGCGAGCAGCGCCUCAGAGAGAAAAAGACGGGGGCAUUGCCAAACCUGGGCAAACUGGACGAUAUGGCAGACUACAUUCUAGACCCGUCGGCAGCAGGAUAUACCUCAGCCAGUGAGACAGAACUCGACACCGAUGCAGAGGUCGAGGUAAUGCAAUCAACGACCCAGCGUGUGCUCAGCAGACGCGAGCAACAAAAACAGCAGGGUGAUGAGAAAGAAAAGGCGAAAGCCACAGAAGCUGGCUCGAAUGUUGAGAAGCGAGCAGUUAAAUUGGUCGAGCUGGGUCCCCGGAUGAGGCUGCGCAUGGUGAAAGUGGAAGAAGGCAUCUGCGAGGGGCGAGUGAUGUGGAAUGAGUUCGUGACGAAGACAAAAGCCGAGGAGAAGGAGUUAGAUGAGAGAUGGGAGCAGAGACGCAAAGAGAAAGAGGCGCGCAAAAAACAGCAGAGGGAGAAUGUGGAACGGAAAAAGUUGCUGAAGAAGAAUACAAAGGCGAAUGCUGGACAGGACGGCGAAGAAGGCGAAGAUGAAGACGAAGAAGAGGAGUGGGAUAGCGAUGAGCUUGAAGAUUGGGAUGAUGCCGACGAUGUGGAUGACAUCGCCGAUGGUGAUGAGGUGGAGGCCGAGGCCGAGGACGAAGAAGACGAAGAAGACGAAGAGAUGGAAGGCUGA